AUGUCUCAUCAAACCCUCUACAACCUCGCCAACUACCUUGGUGCUCUCGCUAUGGUCACAGUUGUUGCAUACCACUUCGUUGCUGUAAAUGCGCGACACUUGGCUGGAAAUGGGAGCGCUCAACAAUGGGAUGGGUGUAAAAGCACUGUAGGCAAUUGGUUAGUCUUUAGCUCUGGUAAAUCUGCUUGUAAUUUUGCGACGACCAACCAUUCGACUCUUCCUUACUCGCGCUCAUUCGCUACAGUUGUGUUGCCUCAAUACCUGCCCCUCAGCAAAUGUUCGAUGCAUUGUUCUCAUUUCCAGAAGUCCAGUUACAUAUAUUCGACCCUAUAA
This is a messenger RNA of Serpula lacrymans var. lacrymans S7.9, 333 nucleotides long. RefSeq lists its product as uncharacterized. The transcript is spliced from 3 exons. Bases 1 to 333 code for a protein of 110 amino acids. The record is from RefSeq and is a predicted model, not a curated record. Lineage: Eukaryota; Fungi; Basidiomycota; Agaricomycetes; Boletales; Serpulaceae.